Ectocarpus siliculosus is the source of this 3867-nucleotide messenger RNA. NCBI's taxonomy places the organism in Eukaryota, Phaeophyceae, Ectocarpales, Ectocarpaceae. The record is from the annotation of a GenBank genome assembly.
AUGGCGUUGACGGAGACUGUCGAGGGAGGAGUCGAGCUGUCCCUGCCGCAUCAGUCCCUCGGCAACACCUACAUCGAGCUCAUCUCGGAGGUGGUCAAGGACCUUCCGGGGGUGACACGUCUUAACCUACGGGACAACCGCCUCACGGACGUCGGCGUGCAGGAGAUCGUGGAGGCGAUAUGCGGCAUGGAUGGACACAGAGGGAUUCAGGUCCUGGACCUCUCCGAAAACAAGCUGGACACCGUCUCGGCCCAAUCUCUGUGUGCCUUCCUCAAGAGCCCUACGUGCUGCCUCAGAGAGAUCCUGCUUGCCAAGGCCGACAUCGACGACGGAGAGACUGCCAUCGUGAUGGAGGCGAUGCAACACAACCAUUCUGUGAGGCACCUCGACUUCAGCGACAACUCGAUCGGAGGGGGAUACGAGAAGACGCAGAUUUCGGGCGGUCCAACCACGGGCGGUGCUUCCAUAGCGCUCGCCCUCGGCGUGAACGCCACGAUUCGACGAAUCAAUCUGCAGUGGAACCUUCUUGGCUCAAAGAGUGGAAUUCUGCUCGGCAGCGCACUUGCUCAGAACCACACCUUGGAAUACCUGGAUGUAUCGUACAACGCAUUGGGAAGCGAGGGGGCGCAAGCCAUAGGGACGGCUUUGGCGGUAAACGAUGGGCUGGUGUGCCUGGACCUAAGUUACAACGAGAUCUCCCCGAGAGGCGCUCUCGUCAUCGCGCAGGCGCUGGAGAACAAUGACCGCCUCGAAGUUUUGCGCUUGGACGGCAACAGCAUCGGCUUUGACGGGGGUCGCACCCUCGUUCGAAGCCUGAACUACUGGACGCUGUCACGGACUCUAGGGCUGAAGAACUGCAUGCUAGAAAGCCGGGCGAGGGUGGGGGACUGCUUCGACCCAGUCUUUCCUACAGGAAAAUACUCGUUGGAUUGCUCCAAGCCCUACCAAAAGGCUGUGGCCUUCGAACUUCUAAGGAUUGCGAGCACGCGGCCGGGUAGUUCUGUGAGCGAGAUAUCACCUCGGGAGAUGCGCAGCAGGCAUGGCCCCACGCUUCCUUUCGCCACCAUGGACGCCAUUGAGUGGCGGUUUGCGCUCAAAGAAGCCUGGGUGAUAGACGCCACCACUGGAGACCACUUCUAUCCUCCAGACACGGGAUAUCUAGAGGUGGAUUUCCUGUGUCAUUCCCUACCGCCCACCGGCUGGGCCCUGAUCAACUCGAGCGGCAUGCGGCACCUCCAAGCCCUAGCGGAGGGAGACGAGCAGUGCCGAGACCAACCCCUGCUUUACCUCAAGAUGGCGUCAAAGGAUCUCUUCUUUUCGACUCAACAGGUAAACGAGGUCAUCCGCAGCUGCAGCAAGAAGCUAAACUCGCUACAGUAUCUCAUGCCCACUGACGCUGAGCAGGUGCAGGACCUGCUUGUGGCUUUAAUACCGAGGCUGCAGAACUCUAGAUGCCUUCAAGGCUUGCUGGAGAUGCAUCUCGAGCCCAAGCAAAUCAAUCUCGUUCAGCGAAUCUUUGGGCACGCAUUUGCCGCUUUCACCGAUUGUGUCGGCGGGCACUACAGCUUAGAUCUGAGCAGGGAGCUGGACAGAGAAGCGGCGAUGAGACUUUCGGAGUGGGGGCAUCUUGACCAGAUGUGCCUGAGGGCGCUGAGUGGCUGGACGGCUGAAUCGGGUGGUACCUCACAGAAAGGGAGAUGGAGUAGCUUCAGAAACGAGCGUUAUCGCAAGCGACCCUUCACCAGGUACACGAGGCACACCUGCCGGCCCCCAACCCACCCCCCGUUUCCCUGCAUAUUUCCUCCGUCACCAAAUGCUCUCGGAAAACACGGAAUGAAGUCGUCAGACACCAGUGAAAAGCUCCGCAUAUCGGCCGCUAACGCUGCAUACAACAUGGAGGUCGAGGCUAGCAGACUCGCGCAAAUAUCUUCGUCGGACUGCGAGUCGAAUAGCGACGGCGACAGGAGCACGGCGUUGCCAUCGCCGUUUUCAUCUCCGCGGCAAUCAUCUGUGAUUCCCCGGGCUUCAUUCGCUCGCAUCUGCGCGACCGGUGGUUCGCAAGAACAGCCCGCACAAACAAGAGUAUCCCUUGCAACCGCCAAACACCGAGGCAGCAGCAUUAGCGCUACCGCGAACGCUCCCGAUGGAGCAGGGACUAUGGCCGGAAGAGGGGGAAGCAAAGGGGAUGCGUCAGCAGGCGAAUCGCCGGCGGCAGCGCGGAGGCGGAGCUUGGCCGCCCAGCUGGCAAGGCAGCGACUAAAGAAGGCGGCCAGGUAUGCCGGGGCCGGUCUGGCCAACGCCCCCCCAUUCGUGGCGAAGGUUUCCCUCGGAGAAGGCUCGCUGCAAGAAGCUCUCACUCGCGGUGGUGUGCCAUGGAAAGGAUGGGCUGAGGGAAAACUGUCGGCGCUGUGGAGGCACCUCCUUGCGAAAGACUGCUCGCUGAUGGAUGGCUCUCCUCCUCUCUUGAUUGCUCACAUGGUUCGGGUGAGAGUGUGCCACGGGACGGAAGACAAGACCCUUGAGAGGCGUUCAUCGGUGUACGCUUCCUCGCGCAAAGAUUCUACCGCCUGGCUCAGCCGAGGCUUCGUAGGGCGUCUCGUCAAGACGAGAGGUACACGCCCUGGCCAGGACCCGAAACGCGUCGCGACAUCUUUGGUGCUCAAUGUCUUUGAUACUUUCUUGUCUACGGAGGCAGAUGUCUGGCUCGUGAAGAGGGAGACGCUCGAAACCAGGAGUUCCAAUUGUCAGGGGUCCCCCCUGUGCCCGGACGCGCCGUCGAUCCAGAAGAAGACUAUCGAGCACAUUUUUGAUGCAUACGUGGACAAGCUGCCGGACCACGACUUCGGCGUGCGCAUUCCAAACCAGGAGGGCGUGGGCAGCAUCGGUGUGAUCAGUCGGGACGCUUCUUCUGCUCUGGAGAAAAGCACUACUUCUAGUGCUAGGGGGACGCAGCCGCCGAGGCGAGAGCUGGGUCAGGUCUCCGAAGACAUUAGGGGAGAGGGGAGCGGCCUCGGCGACGUCCGCGGCGGUGUUUCAUUGUCAGCAGAAAACGAUGACAGCGAUGCCAAGAUGAGCUUCAGCGAUGGGGAGGGCGGCGAAUCGCCAGAGCCUCCGAGCUUCGAGUUCGUGUGGGUGGCCUCGGACGAAGGAGAGGCAGGCCCGCACACGGCCGUCGCCCCAAGGGAUGCGGAAUGGGCAGCCGUUGCCAGGAACGUGCGCUUCCGCCUUGCUAGUGCGUGGCUCUCAUGCGCCCAGGCACGUGUCCUGGCAGGCGUCUUCCCCGAGCGAGCAAAGGGUACGACCGGAAACCCCAGGGAAGACUUGGUGGUGGAACUGUUCGGCCGCGUCACAGACAUUGACAAAUUUUGCACCGUUCUUGCCACGCUCGGCCGGGAUGCGCAGCUUUCGGCCGGGAGGCGAUUGGGGUGGCUCAAUGCCCUCAACCCGCAUGAUAUCGACAGGCCGCUCGACCUUGACCUUCGACUCAACGACCACCGACGGAUAGCAAGAGUCUUGUCCGAAAUGGCAGUGGUCGAGCCCGGGUCUAACCUCCAAAACCAGCGGUUCAGCCGCCACGCCGAUGCCGCGAGACACUUCUUCAUCCCCGGGUGGGAAGUGCCUCAGACUUGGCCGGGUACGCAGGGUGGUGGUGGCGAUGGUUAUGGCGGGGUUCCGGACGAUGGUCACUUCACGGUAGAGUACUGCUCUGACGAGGCUUCGGGAUGUCACGCGGAUCCCGAGACUCGAGAGCGGUUGAGAGUGGAAGCAUUCUUGUGCGGCGUUCCUCGAGACGGGGGCCUUGGGAUGUUUGGCAACAUGGAUGAGGGCCUCGCGAAGGCGCUAGCGGAGCUGCCUUCUUCACUGUGA